Molecule: messenger RNA, 1137 nt
Organism: Nakaseomyces glabratus
Lineage: Eukaryota; Fungi; Ascomycota; Saccharomycetes; Saccharomycetales; Saccharomycetaceae
Gene: ASP1
Product: asparaginase ASP1
Molecular function (GO): asparaginase activity
Source: RefSeq, a predicted model, not a curated record
AUGGUGAACGACUCUGUGGAGAUUACUACUAUAUGUCCCGAUGUUGAGAACUCGCAGUUUCUGCUAAGCAGCUCGGUUCAAGACCUCAGAAAAGUAUCGCAAACACCGCUUGGUACAGUUCACAGGAGUCUUCCUCGUAUUAAGAUCCUGGGUACAGGUGGUACUAUUGCCUCAAAAGGUAGUGACAGCUCCCAGACUGCUGGCUACCAUGUUGAUUUGACCAUCCAGGACAUGCUGAGUGCCAUUCCGGACAUUUCAGGUAUCUGUGAGUUAGAAUAUGAGCAACUGUGUAAUGUUGACUCGAAGGAUAUCGACGAGGCGCUGUUGUUCAAGAUAUACAAAGGUAUCUCUGACUCCCUGCAGAGUUUUGACGGUAUUGUCAUCACUCAUGGUACUGAUACUUUGGCUGAGACUGCGUUUUUUAUAGAGAGCACCAUUGAUGCUGGCGACGUACCUAUUGUGCUGGUUGGCUCUAUGAGACCAUCCACCAGUGUUUCUGCAGAUGGUCCCAUGAACUUGUACCAAGCUAUCUGUAUCGCAUCGGAUAAGAAGUCCAGAGGCAGAAGCGUCCUCGUUUCCCUGAAUGACCAGAUCUCUGCGGGUUACUACAUCACAAAGACCAAUGCUAACAGUUUGGACACAUUCAACGUAAGACAAGGUUAUCUCGGAAAUUUCUUCAACAACGAGAUCCACUACUAUUACCCACCAGUGAAGCCAAUGGGUUGCCACAAAUUCAAGUUGAAGUUCGACGAUGUUGAAGAAAAAUACACAGGUUUCAACUUCCCAAAGGUUGCCAUCCUAUACGCACACCAAGCUUUUGAGCCAGAGCUAUUUGACCUUGUAUCAGAUAAAUACGAUGGUAUCGUGAUAGCUACUAUGGGUGCCGGUUCUUUGCCAGAUAACGUGAACCAGAAGGCACUCACUUUAAAGGUCCCAAUUGUCUACUCAAAGAGAUCCAUGGAUGGUAUGAUUCCAGUGGCUAACUUGCCAAAGGCUGCAGACGGAACACAUAACUACGUGAUUGCUUCUGGGUACUUGAACCCAGAGAAGAGUAGAAUCCUGCUACAACUCUGCCUGGCAGGUAAGUACAGCUUGCAUGAGAUAAGGCACGUCUUUGCCGGUGUCUACGGUGGCUAG